AUGCGAUAUAGUGACGACCACUGUACCAGGGCGGUUACUGGCUCUAUCGCUCGAGACAUCAAACAAACUUUAGGAUUUCCGCCAACAAGAUGGUCAGACUUCUUCACGAGAGCUCUGAAAGAGCAGAAUGUUGGAUCUCGUGUCCCUGAAGCGAAGACGAUUCACUGGACCACUCUGGCUCGUGACAGGGACGAGUGGAGACGUUACUGGCGCCCGCUCGAGGAAGUCGAUGAUCAACGGGACGACAGGUGA
Messenger RNA from Haemonchus placei, 252 nucleotides. The record is from the annotation of a GenBank genome assembly. NCBI's taxonomy places the organism in Eukaryota, Metazoa, Nematoda, Chromadorea, Rhabditida, Trichostrongylidae.